Drosophila sulfurigaster albostrigata is the source of this 2704-nucleotide messenger RNA. RefSeq names its product protein anachronism. The record is from RefSeq and is a predicted model, not a curated record. Lineage: Eukaryota; Metazoa; Arthropoda; Insecta; Diptera; Drosophilidae. Bases 346 to 1761 code for a protein of 471 amino acids. The transcript is spliced from 5 exons.
UUCUUAGAGCGAACACAUCGAGAAGCUAAACAAACAAAUCCAACAUUGCCAAAAAGCAAAAUAAAUCUAAAGCAAAGGAAAGACCAUAAGGAAAUCAAGUUCGCAAGUGAAUUCAAUUUCAAAGACAACUACACGCAAAGAAGUGUUAAGGACUACUUAUAAUACACAAGUAGUAUCGGCAAACAAUUUCAAGAGCUAUAACAUAAAAGCAAAAAAUGCCAGAGAUUCGCAUUUAAGUUUAAAGUGUGAAAUUUGUGUGAUAAACUUAAAGAUUAGGCGCAGUGCCAAGUGCACGUAGUGGAAGUACCCAUUCAUAUAAAUAGUUUUUGAUUGAAGUCCAAAACAAUGUCAAGUGUUGUGUGCUGUGAGGGCAGCGGCCGGCGAGUGAGCGUUUUGUUGUUGAUGUUGCUGCUGGGGCUGCAGCUAAUGUUGUCCUGCAACGCGGGUCGCAUCCAUCGCUCGGCCUUCAUGGACGGCGAUGUGCGGUCUGAGGUGGUCGAUCCCAAUAAUCGCACCAUCUGGGGCAUGUUCAAUCUGACCGAAGAGCAGGUCAAUCGUAUACGCAAUGGCACCAAUCCCAGUGGCAAAGACGAGACAACUCAAGCGACCAGAAAUCGAUUACUGGAUCACAUAGCUCUGCAGCGGAUGAAUGAGAUACGCUCACGCAUACGCAUUGCUGUGUCCAAUGAUAAUCAGAAUACCCAGCACGAACAGGAUAAGCCACUGCACGAAAUGGCCGGCUAUCCCAUUUGCAAUGGAGAAACAACCACAUCCGAGCAAUGGAAUCAGACAAACAAUUUAUCGCUUGAGUUUGCCAGCAGUGUGUUCCAGCAGAAUCGUGGCUCUCAAAUGACUGUGGACAGUGCCAUCUUGCGGCUGUACAAAACGAAUCCCAAAGCCCAAUCCGCGACUCCCACACAUGAGGCAACAUCAACAUCGACGUCAGCAACAGAGCCGCUGUGUCCAGAGCCCAUGCUCGAAUCCCAGAUACGUGUCACCGUCUCCAUUGUGCAUCAGCAGAAGAAAAAACGCAAGACAGAACGUAAGAAGCGUACUUGCAACACGAUGAUGCUGAGCACCACCAAAACUGGCUGGGUGGACAUCGAUGUGAAGUGUGCCCUCAAUUAUUGGGCCCAACAGCAGCAGACACAAUCGCCAAUUGUUGUCGGAGUGCUGCUGAUCGAAGUGCACGACGAUGAGGAGAAUCAAUUGAUGCCGGGGCUUUACUUUCAGCCACCGUCCUGCGAGAAGGCAGAUAUUGCAGUCCCAUGGCCCGUCUACAGAUCAGCGUCGACUUUGCGUAGUGUGGAAAAUAGCCCGGUGCCCAAAUUCCCAAGGUUAGACGUAAUCUACAUUGGCAACGGAGCGCUGUCGCCCAAGAACUUCGACAGUACCAACGACGUUGAAAACUUCAAUCUCCAAAAGUAUAUUUAUGGCCCGAAUCGGAGCAGGGAGUCAUUGAAUACCGAGCCAACUACUUUAAAUUCACCCACAAUCGACAACAUGCUUGAGAACAGCGAAAGUGCCAGCCAAGCCAAGGAGCAUAUUCAUCAGCAUCGCCGUCGUCACCAACACAACCAACAGCAGCAGCCGCAUCAAAUGACCGACUGUUUUGACUCCUCCGAUUCGAAGGACUCGUCGCAGCAAUCGGAGACACAACACCAGUUGCGAACGCACCAUAACCAAUAUCAUCAUAAUCAUCACCACCAUCAGCACCACAAUCAUCAUAAACAUCGUCAUAGCGCUCAGAGCGAGGAGUAAAACACACACACACAUACGAGCACACACACACAAUCUUCCCAUUUACAUUACACACAUGUAAUUCAGCGAUUCAUGUCCUAAACACAAAACACACAAAUGCUGGUCUUAGUUUAUUGUUUUUGUAUCAUUAGGGCCAGUUGACUUAAAUAGCUUUUAGUUCAUGUCAUUCAUUUUUUUUUUAAUUUUUGUAAUAACCUAAUCGUAAUUUAUAAUUUUAGAUUUUUGAUUUCUAAGUUGAGCAUUUUUGACAAAUUACUCGAAAUUUGUAUUUUAUUUGAGAGUAUGUAUUUUGUAAACAUACAUAUGUAUUACAUAUACAUGUACACAUAUAUUAUUAUUUUUAAAUCUCUCUUAUAUUAGGAGUCUGUGAUUUAGAUGUGGUUGAAUUUGCGAAUUUUUUGCUUAAAUUAUGAUAGAAUUGUUGGAACCUCAAAACUAAUUUCAAUACGAAUAUAUAUAACUACUUGCGAGUAUAUAUUAAAAUAUAAAUAAAAAUAAAAAUAAUUUUAACAAUAUGUAAUACUAUACUAUAAACAUUAAUCUAAUUAUGUAUAACAUUAUUGAAAAGCAAAUUGUCUUUGCUUGCAAAUUAAAAUAAAAACAAAAAGUAUCUACGGCACAAAUCCAGAAUACAUAUAUUUGGGCAAGACAAGGGCAUAUUUGCUAAUUGUGUAGUCUAUAAACCCCCCACACACACACACACACACACACUUGCAUGCACACUGAAUUUAUACACACUUGUAUAGUUUUGUUAUUAAGUCAAUAGGCUAAAAAGUGCCUUCCUUUUAUAAAGCAGCAAAAUCGACACAAGCCGAUAAUUAUAUGUUGUUAUUACAAGCCGUUUUUCAAUCUCAUGUUACUCGGUUAAUGAACUGAGUGAGAAAUUUGUGUGCAUACCUUUUUUUGUAGUACAUAAAAACCUACUAAAAAACAACAAUAAAAA